This is a messenger RNA of Vespula vulgaris, 6132 nucleotides long. Its product is annotated as cilia- and flagella-associated protein 298-like. Gene Ontology annotation, biological process: regulation of cilium movement; regulation of sodium ion transport. Gene Ontology annotation, molecular function: sodium channel regulator activity. Lineage: Eukaryota; Metazoa; Arthropoda; Insecta; Hymenoptera; Vespidae. The record is from RefSeq and is a predicted model, not a curated record. The transcript has 6 exons. The coding region runs from base 768 to 1844 and encodes 358 amino acids.
CCAGUGUCGGCAGAAAAUAAGCUCGCCCAAAGGUACCCUCGACUGCAGUAGCCCGGCAUCCGUCGGCGCCGCGGCCAGGGUUUCGGAAAAGCACAAAAGCGGUGUGCUUUUAUUACGUCCGUUCGUUCGCGAGCUCGCGAGCAUUGCGUCGGUACGAGAUCCGACGCGUCGAUCUCUUAUUCAAUCAAACGACGAAUAUCACUUUUGAGAAAGAUAAAUAAGUAUAUAUAUAUAUAUAUAUAUAUUGAUAGAGGAAGGAUAGAGAUAUAUAGAUGGAAGGGUGAGACCACGAAGAAGGAUAGAGGAUAAAGAAAGUCCGUUUGACAUGAGGAUUGUCUCGAGGAAGUAACCCCCUUGUUAAUUAAUCAAACGGUUAAUUAAUCGAAGCGAGACAUAGACGGACAAAUGCUCACCGUGGAUAGUAGUAUCGCGUAGUGAAGAGAGGAGAAGCCGGGUGGACGAGAGAAAGAGGGUUGGACGUGCGAGGGCAGCCCAGGAGGGAGAAAGAGGAAGAGAAAGAGAGAAGGAGAGAGAGAGAGAGAGAAGGAAGAGAAAGAAAGAGAGAAAGAGAGAACACAGGAUGCGGGGGCACAGGAAGAGGGCGCCAAGCCCCGUCGAUUUCUCUUCUUCUUCUUCUUCAUAGGGGAUCUUCUGCUUCGCCUCUUCGACGUCUUGUGUAACGGCGGAGCUGAAUACAACGAGUCGAGGACGACGAGGAAGAAAAGGAGUCUCCUUACCGAAACGAGCACUGCCGUUUGUUCUCCGACAUGGCGGACGAAAAGGAGAAGCAGACGUUCCUGCAGAAAUUGCUGUUCUACACGACCGCGUUCUUCAUCCUCCUCAGCACCUUCAGCCUCUUCGCCUUCCUCUUCUUGGUCCCCUUCGUCAUCGACCCCGCCUUCACCACCAUCUUCAUGCAGUUCGACACUCGGCCCGCCGAGUGUGUCACCAUCGACGUUGAGUCCAGGAGAGGUACGAGCAACUGCUCAUGGACAUCCUGUAGAGAGGGUUGCACCAAGGAGUUGUAUGAUUGCACGCAAAUACGUGUCAACUACAAGCUACCAAUUAAUACAUCCUCCGAGGAUGAGGCUGGACCAGUUGAGGGAGGCAGAGCGGUAGGAGGUGUCGAGGACGACGAAGAAAGUAUGAGGUUAAAGAAACCGCGUUAUGAGCGGGCCCUCAGAGACUACGAUUACAUCGAAGAUCUCGACGACGAAGAUUUCGCCGAGGACGACGAUGCAGGACUGCCGAAACCCUUCCCUACAGGUCUCAUGGGCAACGACUCCGAGUGGUACUUCACUGGGGCCAAGCUGUUCCCGAACGUAAAAGGCUGUGGAUACCCUCCAGUGCUGAAUUGCAGUAUUUUCUACCAGCAGUAUGCCAACAUAGGGCAUAACUUUAGCUGUUACUACUCCAAAGUGGAUCCCGGAAUAGUCAUCAGCGAACUCGACAUGUGGCAGGUGUAUAUGAACCUGGUGUACGCGAUGGCAAUUCCGAUACCGUCUUUCAUAAUCUCGGUGAUAUACCUCACCAUCGCCUACUUCAAGAUCUACAACGAAGACGAGGAGGCCCUCGUUGGCGGGGAGGAAGGAGAGGAGGGCGCCGAGGGCGAUGGAAGCAACGGUACGCCUCUGCCGCCCACGAGCGGUGCCCUUACGCCUGGAAGCGAAGCUUUUAGGGAGGACCUGGCGAGUUUCGGUCAUCAGCUCAAGGUCGCGAUGGCUGAUGACAUCAGUAGGGAGAGCCUCGAUGGCAUACCCAACUCGCUCUCGGUUCAGGGCAACUUGAGCAAAACGAUGACGACGAGUAUCUCAACUCCCCCUGGGCCGACGGCAGCAGUCUGAAGCGUCAUUUCCACGGUAUGAACAACAUCUCGUGGAGACCGCACUAAAAGCUACCUUCUCUCGUAUCUACCGAAAGGAAGUACGUAUAUGAAGGAAGAGAAAGAAAGAGAAAUAGAAAUAAAGAGAAAGAGAUAGAGAGAACGAGAGAAAGAUGAACAAGUUUCGAUGAUGCUUUGGUGUUAUAUUUGAAACGUUGCUAACCGUGAAGAGCCAAAAUUCUUUUGCCGAUUCGAACACAGCUUCGCGCGUCGUCCUUUUUAUGGAGUGAACCAGAGGUAAAUAGGAGAUGGAAAAUAAAAAGGAAAGAGGGAGAGUGAAAGAAAGAGAUAGAGAGAGAGAGAGGGAGAGGAGUGUAGAAGAUAAAGAAUAAAAGAGAGGGAAUGUGAACGACACGGCCGUCCCUCCACACCUCGAAUAUAAUAAUAUAUAUUCUAUACACAUAUAUUAUAUAUAGAAAUACGUAAUUGAUUUUUUCGCUUCGUCGUGUACUUACAUGCCGAUAGGUCGAUGACGAUAAGAAAGAAUGAAAGGUUAAAGAAUACGAGAAAGAAUUUAAAAAAAUAUAUAUAUAGUCGACCAUCGGUGUUUCGCGCAAAAAAGCGCGGAAUAAGAUUAACCCAAAGAUUAUAAAUCUCUGCCCGUAUGUGCAAUGCAGCAAUUGAUCCUCCUUAAAAAAAGAAAAAAAUAAAAAAAAGAAUAAAAAAAAAUGAAAAAAAGAACGAAAAAAAAGAAAAAAAAAGGUUUACGCUAACUUUAUCGACAGAGAUAAACGAUAUUUUGUGACACAGACAUUUUUCUACUCGAUGAUCGCCAGGAAAUGUAAAUCGCCGCUUCCCUUCCUCUUGCCUCGCUCCAAUCUUUUGCGUGAAACGGUGAAAAUACAAAGAAAAAAGAGAAAAAAAGGAAAACGAAAGAAAAUAACGCUAAUAAUAAUAAUAAUAAUAAUAAUAAUAAUAAUAAUAAUAAUAAUAAUAAUAAAACGUGGGAAGAAUAGAACGAUUCUCGAAACGACGUAAAUUCGUCCGAGCGAUUUUUAUCGUCAUCGUCGUUCUCGUAUUUAUCAUUCGCUUUUUUCUUUUUUCUUUUAAUAUAUGAGUAUAUAUAUAUUUCCGCGGCAUUUUGCUAAAACGAAUGGUCGCGCACGCGAGCUUUUUAAUGAUGAUUUUAUAUUUGCUUCCAUUUCCUUUUCUUUUCCUUUUUUUUUUUAGAGGGAUCGACGAGGAAGUAUCCGGUGUUGUUCGAUAAGUAUAAAAUGUGGAUAAUGAGGUCGUGAUCGUGAAUUGAUCGAUAAAAUUUGCCAAAGAACUGAAGAAAAAAAACGAAAAAUUCGAUUCGAAAACACAUUCUUUAUUAAUCGAUUCGAUUUUUCGAGUUUUGAAGAAGAAAAAAAAGAAGAAGAAAAUAAGAAAGAAUAAUUUUUAACGCGCCGGAUCUCGCGUUAAGGUCCUCAUCAUCAUCUUGUGCCGUUCCUUUCGAAUCUGUCCUACGUGCUCGACCAACUUUUCUCGAUUAAUUAGAUAAUCGAACUCUCUCGGCUUACUAGCAUGUCGGCCGAUAAUUAUUAAAACUUAUAAAAAUAAACGAGUAUACAAAGAGAUUCCCUCUGGUUCACUCGACCACACCGAACGGGUAUAUCUGAGGUAAUAAUAAUAAUAAUAAUAAUAAUAAUAAUAAUAAUAAUAAUAAUAAUAAUAAUAAUAAUAAUAAUAAUAAUAAUAUAAAUAAUAAUAGUAAUAAUAAAAUAAUAAUUAUAAAAAAGUGAAGAUAAAUCCGUUUAAACAAAUAAAGAAGGAAAGAAAAGAAAAAAAGAAUGAAAAGGAGCGGGCAAAAAAAAAGGAAAAUGGUUUCGAUUUGCAAACGCGUUUUAUUCGUAAAUAAUCUUUCAAUGUCACGUUAUUUACGAGCUACGAGUAAAAAAUGAAUGAGAGAAUAGAAAGAAAUAUAAAAGGAAAAAAGAAAAAAGAAACGAAAAUAGAAAGGGAGAAAGAUGUCAGUUGAUAAGUAUUUAAAUAUCGUUAAAGUUACAAAAUAUUAACUAAGUAAUUCGCUUGCUGUGUGAUCAUAAACGCAUCCAAUCACUGUGCAUUUUAGUAGAGACACACAAUCGAUACACUUUUAUCGAAUUACCUGCGAAAGAAUUUGCUCUCGCGUCUUUCUACACACAUACAUACAUACAUAUUAUAUAGACAUAUACAUACACACACAGAAAAAUACGAUUACGCGUAUGAAAAAUUAAACAGACACACACAAACACACAUCCACACAAGUUUACACGUACCUUUCUUAAGGCGAAAAAUGAUUAUGCCCGGGGUUAUUACUUUGUAAUAACGUGCCCGAAUUUUCACACUUUUCACUGCGAACGAAGUUCGUGAUCUGUGUACAUUUUCUGGGAAAGAAGAAAGAAAUACAGUGAAAUCAAUUCAAAGAAAUCGUUUAAAGGGAAAAGAAGAAAAGAAAAAAGAAGAAAAACGUUCUUAUUUUCCAAGAGAUUAUGAAAAGAAAGACAAAAAAAUAAAUUUAUUAAGACCGAUCUUUUAUCUGAACUCAUAAGAAAAGUUGGUAAAAAGAGAAAAAAAAGAAAAUCUUAAAAUAUAUCUUCAUAAUCAUCAUCGUUGUUUGUUUAAAGAACAAAACAACAAAAAAUAUAAUAAGAAUAAAAAGAAGAAGAUGAAGAAGAAGAAAAAGAAAAAAAAAGAAAUCUAAAGACUAUGCUCGUAACUGCUGCGUUCAUUCUCGUAUACCGUAUGUAGAUUCGAAAAACUCUUAGAGGUACCUGUAUUCGUGCGGUGAGAAGUAAAAAACUAAAGGAAAAAAGAAAAAAAUAAAAAAAAAAUAAAAUAAAAUAAAAUAAAAUAAUAAUAAUAAAAAUAAAACAUAAUGAAAAUAUACUUGAAAAAACAAAACGAACACAGAGAAGGAAAAAGUGAACGAAAGAAAAUGUGGAGGAAGAAGAAAAAUAAAAAGAUACAAGAAAAAAGAUACAAGAAGGAAGCACUUAUACGUAAGAUAUAAUUCUCCCUAGUCAUUUAUAAGUAUAUUAAAUAUAUAACAAAUUAACGCAAGUGGCGCAAUAGAAAUGCAUAUACUUUGAUCGAUCGAAGUUGGCCGAGUUUUUAUUUCGAUUUAAAAUAUAUAUAUAUAUAUAUAUAUAUAUAUAUAUAUAUAUAUAUAUAUACAUAUAUUAUAUAUACAUUAUAUAUAUUACAUAUAUACAUAUAUAAUGUACUAUAUAAUGUAUUUGUAUAAGUAUAUUAUAUAUAUAUAUACAUACUGAGUAUCGGACAAAGAAAGACAGGGCCAUCGAAAUUUCGUCCGUAUAUUCGUCGUUCGAUCGACAUGCACGCGUAUGUAUAUAGUUGACGCAUUUAUGUCAACCGGAAGUAUCGACCAAACGAGUCGACUGUGCAAAUAUCAGCUCGUUACUUCCGUCGAAAUCAUUCGGAGUUUUUAUCGAUCUCGAUUCCUACACGAGCUCGGUUGUUGAAUUUCUUAUUUUAUAUAUAUAUAUAGAUAUAUACACACAUUUUUUUUCUUUUUACUUAAAUUGAUUUUUUUUAAUCAUUCAAUGCAUCACGAACAUUCCUAAAAGGAAAACGAAGCAUCUUGAUUGCGCCACGCGCGUACACCAUAUGCGUUGAUAACUUAUGGAAAGAAAUAAUUGAAUUGUUUUUAUGGAUUAAGAACAAGUUGUCUGUGAUCUACAAUAAUUAAAAGAAUAUUUAAUAAGUAUUAACGGAUAAUGGAGUUAAUUGAAGCGUUGGUGACACCGAAAACAAAAUAAAAGAAGAAAGAUUCUAGAUAAGAGAGAAGAAAAUGAUGUGAAACGAUUGUGAGAGAGAGAGAGAGAGAGAGAGAGAGAGAGAGAGAGAGAGAGAGAGAGAGAGAGACAGAGGGAGGGAGGGGGAAAGAGGGAAAGAAUAAAAAAGGAAAAAAGAAAAAAUGUCUCCCUGUGGCAAGGGUAGAGCAAUACGAUGAUAUAAAGAAAAUAAAAUUGCAUUAACGAAGUCACUGCAAAGGAAUUCUAGAUGAGAUAUAUUAUACAUGAUAUUUAAUAGAGAUUUACGAUGAAAAGCACGCAACUUCAAAAAUGAAAAAAAAAGAUAAAUAAAUAAAUAAAUAAAAAGGAGAAGAAAAAAAGAAAAAAAAACAUGUAAUUGCUGUUGUUAAAAAAAAUUGUACUAAAUAAUGCGCGAUAUGAAGAGAAAAAAUACACAAAUAAAAAAAAAUAAAAAAGAACGCGAUUUAAACGAUUGAGAAGUGCGUGCUAAAUAAAGAAAAGAAAUAAUAC